UAGUGUGUGUGCACGCAGUUACUGGGAGGUGGAGUGGAGCCGUGCUGGAAUUGUGUACAUAUCAAUCUCAUAUAUAAAGACAUCAGCAGGAAACGACAGGCUGAUGAGUGCGAGUUUGGAUUCAACAAUCAGUCCUGGAGUCUGUGGUCGUCUUCUUCUUCUUCUCUCUUUCACAACAAGAUCGAGACUGAUCUCAUUGUUCCAUCACCCUCCAGAAUAGGAGUGUAUGUGGAUCACAGUGCAGGAACUCUGUCCUUCUACAUCGUCUCUGACACAAUGAAGCUCCUCCAGAGUCCACUGUUCUGGUGGAGCACAGAGGACGACAGGACAGAGAUCAGGAAAAUGGCCGAGGCCAGUAUUUCAGUAGCUCAGGACCAGUUCAUGUGUCCAGUGUGUCUGGAUCUCCUGAAGGAUCCGGUGGCUAUCCCCUGUGGUCACAGUUUCUGUAAGGUGUGUAUUAAUGGCUGCUGGGAUCAGGAGGAUCAGAAGGGCGUCUACAGCUGUCCUCAGUGCAGAGACACUUUCACGACAAGGCCUGUUCUACGCAGAAACAACAUGCUGGAUGAAGUGUUGGAGAAACUGAAGAAGACUGAAGUCCAAGCUGCUUCUCCUGCUCACUGUUACGCUGGACCUGGAGAUGUGGAGUGUGAUUUCUGCACCGGGAGAAAACACAAAGCCGUCAAGUCCUGUCUGAUUUGUUUGACUUCAUUUUGUGAAAUUCAUCUGAAACCUCAUCUUGAAGUUCCUGCUUUGAAAAAACACACAUUAAUUGAAGCCUCAGCAAAACUCCAAGAGAAGAUCUGCUCUGAACAUGGUGAAGUGCUGAAGAUCUACUGUCGUACUGAUCAAACCUGCAUCUGUUAUUUGUGCAUGUUGGAGAAACAUAAAGACCAUGACGCUGUUUCAGUUGCAACAGAAAGAGCUGAAAAACAGAGUGAGUUAAAGGAGGAGCAGAUGAAAUCCCAGCAGAGAAUCCAGGAGAAGCAGAAGAAGGUGCAGGAGCUGAAACAGGCUGUGAACACUAUAAAGCUCAGUGCACAGACAGCAGUGGAGGACAAUGAGAGGAUCUUUACUGAGCUGAUCAGCUCCAUGGAGAAAAAGCGCUGGGAGGUGACGGAGCUGAUCAGAGAUCAGGAGAAGGCUGAACUGAGUCGAGCUGAACGACUCCUGGAGCAACUGGAGCAGGAGAUUGCUGAUCUUCAGAGGAGAGUCACUGAGCUGGAGCAGCUUUCACACACACACGAUCACAUCCAUUUCUUUCACUGCAACCGAACUGCUGUUUUCGUGACCACGCCCCCAGCGCGGAUAUUCAUGUUCACAUUGUUCAGUUUGUUUUUCUCUUUUAUUUUAGAUUUCUGUUAUCUGACUCUGGAUCCCAACACGGCACAUCGUCGCCUCAUUCUGUCUGAGAAGAACAGAGCAGUGAGAGUCAGUGAGAGAGCGCAGCGUUACUCUGAUCAUCCAGAGAGAUUUGAUUCCUGGGAUCAGGUGUUGUGUAAGGAAAGUGUGUGUGGACGCUGUUACUGGGAGGUGGAGUGGAGCGGUGCUGCUGGUGUGUUCAUAUCAGGCUCAUAUAAAGACAUCAGCAGGAAAGGACUGGGUAAUGAGUGUGGGUUUGGUUUCAACAAUCAGUCCUGGAGUCUGUGGUGUUGUUCUUCUUCUUCUCUCUCUUUCUAUCACAACAGCAUUGUGACUGAUCUCAGAGUUCCAUCCCCCUCCAGAAUAGGAGUGUAUGUGGAUCACAGUGCAGGAACUCUGUCCUUCUACAGCGUCUCUGACACGAUGAAGCUCCUCCACAGAGUCCACACCACAUUCACUCAGCCUCUAUACGCUGGGUUUGGGGUUUCUGGUUCUACAGUGAGAUUGUGUGAUCCAGAAUAAGUGUGUAGUGUUUUCUGUAAAAUUCCUGCACGUUGCCACGUUGUUGCUCAGUCGUCUGUUUCACUAGAACACAAUCCAGCUGCACAAAAACACUCAUUUUAAUAUUUAGAUUAUAAAAUAUGCCGAUGUCGUGUUCAUCCCAUAUUCAGCCUGGAUGAUGAUUGGCCCGCAGAUAGAACCUUAUAAAUCCAGGUUUAUCUGUGAGUUUGGGAUUUUUAUUCAAAUAUUACAAUCAAAGCUUUGCAGAAUAAAAGAUAAGAGCACAGGAGAAUAAAGUUUCCCCCAGUGAUGGAGUUUCUGUGCUGAACUCAUUUUCAGACAGAAGCUUUUAAUACUGAGGUCAGGAUGUCAGCAAGCCGCUGGAUUGAUGCGCAACGGGGGUUUUCUCCACUUUGGAUGGAUAUUUUUAGAUUAUUUAAUCUGUGGGAAAUAACUACAGUGUCUUAAAUAUGUGUUUGUGAAAAUCACUGUAAACCUACAACUGACUUUUUCCUCCAAAAAACAUCUUUUAAUGUUGUCAUAUAUAUUGUGUGUGUGAGUAAUGAUGAUAAAUCUGUCUCUGUGAACUGGAUCUGUCUGUGCUCUGACUCCUGAUUUAGAUUCUCAACAUGAUUGUUGGAAAAACAUUUUUUAAAAAUCCUUUUAAUUUUCAAUCAAAUAAAACAAAAAAAAAUUAUGUUCCAGUUGACUAUUCUGAUUGGUCAGAAGGUGUUGAUUAAUUUUCUAUAACAGCAGCUCUGACAGUAGUGCAGGUUUAUAUUAAUGGACUUGCACUAAUACGUCCUUGUUUCUAUAGUAACAGCUCAUUGAAGU
This is a messenger RNA of Neoarius graeffei (lesser salmon catfish), 2694 nucleotides long. Its product is annotated as E3 ubiquitin/ISG15 ligase TRIM25-like. The transcript is spliced from 5 exons. The record is from RefSeq and is a predicted model, not a curated record. Gene Ontology annotation, molecular function: protein binding; zinc ion binding. NCBI's taxonomy places the organism in Eukaryota, Metazoa, Chordata, Actinopteri, Siluriformes, Ariidae. Bases 277 to 1881 code for a protein of 534 amino acids.